GCUUCUGAAAAAGUUUGAGAAAUGCAACGCGACUCCUUCGAUUGACAGAACAGUUUUCCGGGAUUAUUGUUAUGUAAACAGGCGCUUCUGAGUCACGUUUAGCCCAGGAUCCGGUAAAUACCUGAGCAAGACUAGUUCCAAUGAGAAAGAAUGCGGUAUAAUCAGUGUGUAAAGCGCCUUUCCACUGUCUGACUGCAGUCAGCGAGACCUCCUCGGCUCUCGUCCCCUGCUCUCCGAGGGCGGAUUUCAAUCAAUGUCUGCGAAAGAACGUGGACACACCCUGGUGUGAAAACCUGAGCAGGAGGUGUAGCCACGGACGUCUGUGUGUUUAAAACUCCCACGUCACGACAGCACCCCUAGAAGAGGUUUAAAAAAAAAAAACAAACUCAAACAAAAAGGCAUUUCGAAACAUGGCUGCUGACCAGCUCCUCCUGUCCGCAGUUUCUCUCAUAUCAGCCCUCCAGCUGGGUUAUCUGGCACGCUGUGUUGGACGCUCCAGACUCAAGCACAACAUUUCACCUCCAACCACCACAGGACAUGCGGAGUUUGAAAGGACUUUUCGUGCCCAGUGGUUCUCGGCUUAUGACAGGGAUCCCUUCUCUCACCCGUCUCAGAACUGCGUGGAAGCGUACCUCCCGUUCCUGGUGACGCUCUGGGUGUCAGGCCUCUUCUUCCACGAAGGACUGGCAGCUCUUGGUGGACUUGUAUUUAUUUUUGCACGCCAAAUGUAUUUUAAUGGCUAUGUCACCUCUGCUAAGAACAGGUUACCAGGGUUUUACCUGACUCUUGCUGCUUGGCUCACGUUGGCAGCCUUGGGCACUGUUGGAAUUCUUCACCACUUGCUUGAUGAAUACCUUGACAUCAAUUUGCGCAAGAUGCUCUUCAAAAGUUAAACCUUGUGCGGUCUCCCAGGAGCCUGUUUAUCUCCCUCUUCCCAGGUAACCAGUACUUCACUGGACUCUUUGGGUUGGGUUCAGGAUAACACCUGCCAGCAUUAUUGGAAAUCUUCAUUAGGUCCUCAGCUAACGCGCUGGAGUAGAAGGGAUUACAGAUGUUUUUUGUACUUAGCACAUUUCCCUGUUUGUACAAAAAUGCAAUCCCAUAAACCUUCAUUGUCAUCUAGAAAUAUGUAUAUAUGGAGAGUUGUAAACCUAUAAUCCACUGAAGGGCCUCACCACUGACAGCUGUACUGGGAAUAAAUAUGAA
Molecule: messenger RNA, 1206 nt
Organism: Scleropages formosus (Asian bonytongue)
Lineage: Eukaryota; Metazoa; Chordata; Actinopteri; Osteoglossiformes; Osteoglossidae
Gene: mgst2
Product: microsomal glutathione S-transferase 2
Exons: 6
Coding region: 411-893 (160 amino acids)
Biological process (GO): leukotriene biosynthetic process
Cellular component (GO): nuclear envelope; endoplasmic reticulum; membrane
Molecular function (GO): glutathione transferase activity; leukotriene-C4 synthase activity; enzyme activator activity
Source: RefSeq, a predicted model, not a curated record